Molecule: messenger RNA, 4317 nt
Organism: Metarhizium robertsii ARSEF 23
Lineage: Eukaryota; Fungi; Ascomycota; Sordariomycetes; Hypocreales; Clavicipitaceae
Product: ATP-binding cassette transporter
Exons: 1
Coding region: 1-4317 (1438 amino acids)
Biological process (GO): transmembrane transport
Cellular component (GO): membrane
Molecular function (GO): ATP hydrolysis activity; ATP binding; ABC-type transporter activity
Source: RefSeq, a predicted model, not a curated record
AUGGCUGGACGGGAGACCAUGCCGGACAAACGAAGGCCAUCCGAAGUGCUCGAGCACCAAGAACUACAAAACCUGGUGCGCAUUGCGUCCGACUUGAGAGAAAAGCAGGGUCUUGCGAUACCAAACAGCUCCGACCUGUCUGACAAUGACGACGAUCCCCGGUUCGACCCAACUAGCCAUGCAUUUGACCAUUACCGAUGGGCGCAACGGGCCUUGAUGUCUCUCAACAAGUCCGGCAUUUCUCUGGAGCGGCAGGGCGUGAUCUUUUCGAAUCUUUCCAUCUCUGGGUCGGGGUCCCCGUUGCGGUUCCAGGAGACUGUCCUCUCCAGCUUGCUGCUUCCAUUUCGCUCUCUCGCCCUCGCUGUCUUGGGCAGGGCCAAGAGCAGCCGCCCUCGCCGUAUUCUUGACAGUUUUGACGGCCUGCUCAGGAGCGGCGAACUGCUGCUCGUGUUGGGCCGUCCGGGGAGCGGCUGCUCAACCCUGCUCAAGGCGCUGUGCGGACAUCUGGAAGGGCUAACUCUAGAGCCCGAAAGCAGCAUUCAUUACCAGGGAAUCAGCUUCAAGAAGAUGACGAGGCAAUACCGCGGCGAGGUUGCCUACAACCAGGAAGUAGACGAGCAUUUCCCGCAUCUAACAGUUGGCCAAACCCUCUCCUUUGCCGCGGCCGCCCGUGUACCACGUCAGCGCCCGCCCGACCUGACGAGACAAGAGUACAUCGACACCAUGGUCAGUGUCGUCAUGGCCGUGUUCGGCCUGUCGCACACGUUUGACACCAAGGUCGGCGACAGCUUCGUCCACGGCGUCAGCGGCGGCGAGCGCAAGAGAGUCAGCAUCGCCGAGAUGUUUCUCUCCCGAGCCCGCGUUGGGGCAUGGGACAACAGCACUCGAGGCCUCGACGCGGCAACGGCGCUUCAGUUCAUCAAGUCGUUGCGGCUGUCGGCCGAUCUGGGCAGAGCCUGUCACGCUGUUGCCGCGUACCAAUCCUCGCAGUCCAUGUACGACCUCUUCGACAAGGUCGUUGUUCUGUACGAGGGCCGCGAGAUCUUCUCCGGGCCAUGCGCCGACGCGGUUGCGUACUUUGAAGACAUGGGCUGGCACCGAGAUUCCAGACAGGUCGCAUCAGACUUUCUCACGGCCGUCACGAACCCCGGCGAACGCACGCCGCGGCCAGGCAUGCAGGACAAGGUGCCUCGCACAGCGGCAGAGUUUGCCGACUAUUGGCGGCGCAGCAAGGAGGCGGCAAAGCUCAAGGCCGACAUGGAAACGUAUGAGCGUGCGCACCCGCUCGGCGGCAAGGCCUCGCAGAGGUUUCAGGAGAGCCAUGAGAAGCAGCAGGCCAGGCACACGCGAGCCUCGAGUCCGUAUCUGCUCUCGGUCCCGAUGCAGAUUCGCCUGUGUCUGCGCCGAGCGUUCCAGCGGAUGCGCAACGACGUGCCGACGACCAUGUCCACCGUUGUUGUCCAGCUCGUCUUGUCCUUCAUCAUCGGGUCCAUCUUCUACAACUCGCCCAACACCAGUGACGCCUUCUUCCAGAAAGGGGCCGUCAUCUUCUUUGCCGUCCUCAUGAACGGCCUCAUCACCAUCAACGAGAUCAUGCAGCUGUACAGCCAGAGGCCCGUGGUCGAAAAGCACGCCCGAUAUGCCUUUGUGCACCCGUUCACCGAGGCACUGGCAAGCUCCAUCAUAGACUUGCCCAUCAAGUUGCUGCGCUGCUCUCUGUUUAGCAUCGUGCUUUAUUUUCUCGUUGGAUUGCGCGCGGAGCCUGGGCCGUUCUUCGUCUUUUACCUCUUCCUCAUCACGACCGUCCUGGUCAUGUCUGGAAUCUUCCGCUCGGCCGCGGCGGCGACGAGAACAGUCGGCCAAGCCAUGGGCAUCGCCGGCAUCCUGAUACUUGCCCUUGUGGUAUACAGUGGCUUCAUGAUACCUCAGUCAUACAUGCACCCCUGGUUUGCGUGGAUUCGCUGGAUCAACCCCAUCUUUUACGCCUUUGAAGGUCUCCUUAGCAAUGAAUUUCACGGACGCGAAUUCGGCUGCGCCCAGCUUGUUCCGCCCUACGGAACUGGGAGCUCCUUCAUAUGUGCUGCCGUCGGCGCGGUGCCUGGCCAGCGGUCGAUUGCGGGUGAUGCGUUUCUCAAGGCAAACUAUGGUUAUCAAUACUCUCACUUGUGGCGCAACUACGGGAUUCUGGUUGCCUUUCUUGUCUUCUUCCACGUUACAUAUCUGACCGCCACCGAGUUCAGCAAGGGGAGGCCCUCCAAGGCUGAAGCCCUCGUCUUCCGCCCCGGCCAUGCGCCAAGGCGCUUUUAUCAAGGUGAUGUUGAAGCACCAGAAAAAGACCCCGUGUCUGUUUCCCCGGCGCCCGGCGACGACAAGAUGGGCCACUUGCCUCGACACAGAGACGUUCUCACAUGGAGAGCGCUCAACUAUGACAUCCCCGUUCAAGAGGGCACACGCCGGCUGCUGAACGAUGUCAAUGGAUGGGUCAAACCAGGGACACUAACAGCACUCAUGGGAGUAUCUGGGGCCGGCAAAACCACGCUCCUGGAUGUUCUUGCGCAGAGGGUUUCCAUUGGAGUCGUGUCCGGUGACAUCCUGGUCAAUGGCCAAGUGACUACGUCUGGGUUUCCGAGACGAGCUGGCUAUGUCCAGCAGCAAGACCUUCACCUUGGCACGACCACGGUGCGAGAAGCGCUGCGCUUCAGUGCUGUGCUGCGCCAGCCUCCAUCCGUGUCCGAGGCAGACAAGUACCAAUACGUCGAGGAGGUGAUUCAAAUGCUGGGCAUGCACGAGUUUGCGGAAGCAGUCGUCGGUUCUCCCGGCGAGGGGCUCAACGUGGAACAGAGGAAGCUGCUGAGCAUUGGGGUCGAACUUGCGGCGAAGCCCUCCUUGCUCAUCUUUCUCGACGAGCCGACCAGCGGCCUUGAUUCCCAGAGCUCCUGGACCAUCUGCGCGUUCCUGCGGCGGUUGGCCGAUCAUGGACAGGCAGUGCUGGCUACCAUCCACCAACCCAGCGCUCUGCUGUUCCAGACAUUCGACCGCCUCUUGUUCUUGGCACAGGGAGGCAAGACUGUAUACUUUGGAGACUUGGGGCUCAAGUCCAGCACUCUGAUUGAUUACUUUGCCCGUGCGGGUGUGCGACGGUGUGGCGAGCGGGAGAAUCCUGCGGAAUACAUACUGGAGAUGGUGUCCGGGAGGGACGACUCUGGUAUCGACUGGGCAGAGCAAUGGAGCAAGAGCCCGGAGCACGACGAGGUGCUCGAGGAAGUCGAGGCUCUCAACAGGCAGCAGGCCGUCGCUCGCACCGAGAGCACGGCAGAUCAGGACGUGUCCCGCGAGUUUGCCCAGCCCUUCGGCACCCAGUUUGUCCAUGUCGCUGGUCGUGCGUUCAGACAGUACUUUCGACAGCCAGAAUACAUCUUCACCAAGUUCGCCCUCGGCAUCGCCUCGGGCCUGUUCAUAGGAUUCUCCUUCUGGAAGGCCGAUAGCACCCUGCAAGGGUUUCAAAACGCCCUGUUUGGCGUCUUCCUCCUGGCAACCAUCUUCCCGACCCUGGUCAACCAGAUCAUGCCCAAGUUCGUGGCCCAGCGCGCCCUGUACGAAGUCCGCGAGCGCCCGUCGAGGGUCUUCUCGUGGAAGGUCUUCAUCCUGUCCCAGAUGCUCGUCGAGGUGCCGUGGCAGGUCCUCCUGGGCAUCUGCGCAUGGGCGUGCUUCUACUUUCCCGUCUUCGGCACCAGCGGCUCCCCGGACACCCAGGGCUUGAUCCUCCUCUUUGUCAUUCAGUUCUACAUGUACGCGGCCACGAUUGCGCAGAUGGUGGUGGCCGCGAUUCCGGACCCGGCGCUGGGAGCCAUGCUGGCCGUGCUCAUGUUCGGCAUGUCCUUCAUCUUCAACGGCGUCAUGCAGCCGCCCGACGCUCUGCCGGGCUUCUGGAUCUUCAUGUGGCGCGUCUCCCCCUUUACCUACUAUGUGAGCGGCCUCGCCGGCGCGGCGCUUCACGCACGCAGCGUCGUGUGCUCCGCGAGCGAGAUGAGCGUGUUCGAUCCGCCCCCUGGGCAGUCGUGCGGUGCGUACCUGGCCAUGUUCCUGGACAAGGCUCCCGGCACGCUCUACAACCCCGGUGCGAGUUCGGGAUGCGAGUACUGCGCUCUCUCUUCCGCGGAUCAGUACCUGGCUGCUCGCCGGAUCUACUGGGGCGAGCGGUGGCGCAAUUACGGCAUCUUCUGGUGCUACAUGGUCUUCAACGUCUUCGGCACGGCAACGCUGUACUACCUGUUUCGUGUGAGGACGUGGAAGAGGCGCAAGGUGACAAGGCCGUAG